Molecule: messenger RNA, 1857 nt
Organism: Penicillium angulare
Lineage: Eukaryota; Fungi; Ascomycota; Eurotiomycetes; Eurotiales; Aspergillaceae
Product: Zn(II)2Cys6 transcription factor domain-containing protein
Exons: 5
Coding region: 1-1857 (618 amino acids)
Biological process (GO): positive regulation of transcription by RNA polymerase II
Cellular component (GO): nucleus
Molecular function (GO): zinc ion binding; transcription cis-regulatory region binding; DNA-binding transcription factor activity, RNA polymerase II-specific
Source: RefSeq, a predicted model, not a curated record
AUGGACUUACAAACGUCUUCAGAACCGUCUCGCGUACGAAAGCCCCGCGUAAGAAAGUCCCGCGGUCGCGGUCUGCGGACAACAAAUGGCUGCAUUACAUGCCGGAAACGUCACUUGAAAUGUGAUGAGGUAAAGCCGAUUUGCGGUGCGUGUGCCAAAAAAGGCAGUGCCUGCGAUUUUCCCACAUCUCAAAGCCGGCUCAGGGCCAAAACCCCUCCGCCCUCGAACCAGUCAAUUUCAGUGACAUCGCCCCGGACACCAGUGCAGACUCCUUCUGCCCUGGGGACCAAUGAAAACUUUCCGACUACAAAUCAAACAUAUCAGUCGCUCUUUGAGCCAGAUGAGACCACCGGUCCGACUUGGCCUGGUUAUGAGGCGGACAAUAACCCUUCUCCCUCCGUUCAAGACGAUCAGUUCGUAGAGAGAGACCCCGUCCUGAGCCACAGCCCAGUAGCUUUUCAACAUGCAUUUUUGUCACCCUCAAAUGCAUCGACAGCUGCAUUACGAUGGUUCGGGCUUCUAGCGAAUGAUGCAGCCAGGGACAAUUUACAAGAUUCGACUGUCCAUCACUCCUGGGCGAACGAAAGCCUCUCGUUAGACGAUGCUAAUUCUGGGGGUCAGAACCCUCUUACAUCGCUUCAACGGGCGACUCGCGUGCUGGACAGCCCUGCUGCCUAUGCGGAUCAUGAUCCAACCCAGGUUGAUGCUUCAGGGAAUAGCACACUGGUAGCAGGGGGGCAGAUUUGGCAGUCGCGGGAGCCAAUCCAGCUUUUGACAACUGAAACGAAGUUACUAGAACAUUUUAUAAAUCGCGUCAGCCCCUGGAUAUAUAAUGCUGGCCUUAUGAAUGCUAUAAUAGCUCUUUCAUCUCGACAUCUGGCGUUGAACCCCAAACUCGAUGAUCAAAAUAUGCCAAAAAAGGACGAACAGGCUCUGCAAUAUUAUUACCAGACCCUCCACUAUGUGCAAAAAGCCAUGAAGUACUCUGGCUAUAAAACGAGCCUGGAGCUCCUUGCAACCACACUCAUAAUUUCUGCCUACGAGAUGCUCGACAACUCCACAAAAGAUUGGGAGAGGCACCUUGAAGGUGUAUUUCUCAUACAGAGAUCCCAGGUCAUCCAUGGCGAGUCCGGAGGGCUACAUUCGGCGGUUUGGUGGGCAUGGUUAUGUCAGGACAUUUGGGCAGCCUUCCGCGAGAAACGCAAGACUCUUACAUUUUGGGUUCCACAGAAGCCCCUUUCUGUGCUAUCGCCUCACGAACUUGCCGCUCGAUCAAUAUACAAUACUGCAAAGGUGAUCAGCUAUUGCGCUGAUAUCACAACCCAGGCAAACAUUCUACGGCGAAUUGACGAGGGGAUUCAUCUUGACAACGUGCUAGAUGAAUGGCAUAAACAUCUGGCCAUUGAAUUCUCACCACUGCCAUUCAGUGGAAGCUCGCACUCAUAUUGUCCGGCGAUCUGGAUCCGGCCACCUUCAUUUGCUGUGGCUGUACAAUUUUACAACGUCUCAAAACUUUUAUUACUCGCGCACGAACCCAACUUGGGCGGUAUAGACCAACACCUCGAGCGGCAGAGCAGAAUCAAGGGCCACACAGAGAAUAUUUACUCUAUUGCGCUGACACUUACAGACAAUCCAUCAAGUGUUAUGUCAUCGCAAGCUUUAUACAUCGCGGGUCUCUUUACUAUGGACUUAGGGGCCCGGGAUCUUAUAAUAGAACUGCUGGACUCCUCCCGAGAGCGAAGUGGAUGGCCAGUCAAGUCGUUAGGUAAAGAGCUAAAAAGGUUCUGGGAAUGGGAGUAUCAAGGAACUACAACGGGCGCAGAAGUUACGGACUUUUCAACUCGGGUUUUUCGAUGA